CAAGGAUGCAGAUUACUGUCCAAUUAUUCCUGCUUUGGUAGUAUAACUGCAGAAGAGCGUUCAUUUAAGUUUUUGGUUACGGAUAAUAUUAAUUCGUCGUAGUAAGAUGGAGGUGUCGUUGAAUAUCAGCUAUGCCAGUUCGAAUCACAGUUCUCCUCUCAUUGGACUUACGUUGCAUCAGCUGCUUGAGAAGAGGGUUAAUGAACAUCCAGAUCGUGAAAUGUAUGUCUUACCCGAAGACGGCGAGAGAAUCACAUUUGCAUUCUAUAAAGAUCGGGUUGAACGAUUAGCUACAGGACUUUUAUCCAUUGGAAUGAAGAAAGGCGACCGAUUGGCAAUAUGGAGCAAUAUCCAUAUGGAAUUCCUGCUUUUUGUUGGUGCCGCAAGAUCAAUUGGCGUUAUUACAGUACGUAUUCGACCAACCUUUCCCAAUAUUGACGUCAAAGAUAUUUUGCUUCUAACCGGAUGUAAAGUGAUUGUUUUAGGAAGAAGCCCAACUAAUCUGUACGAUAGAUUGAUCGAUAUUAUUAGAACAGCAAGUGCUGAAGAUGCAUCCCAAACUCCACAUUUUGAUGCUAUUAUUGGUGUUGGUGAGAAUAACAAAAGUUAUAGCGGCACAUACAACGUCAAUGAUAUUGAAAAGCUUGGAUCCGACCUUAAGUUUAUUGAACUCUUCAAACUCAUAAGGAACCAAGUGACUUUCGAUGAUGACAGCGAUAUUUUCAGUACUUCAGGUUCUACUGGAAAACCUAAGCACGUGGUUCACACACAUUUUAGUAUUAUUAAUGGAACCAGACCAAUCUUUAAUUACCUUGCAAGCAUGCCAGAUAAAGAUAGAGGGAAUCGAAGAGUAUUUGCGCGUAAUUCAACUCAUAUUAGUGGAGAAAUAAGUGGGGUGAUGCCCCCACUUGUAGCUUCUAUGACUUCAGUGUUUGCGCCCUCAGUGUAUGACAUCAGACGCAUAGUGGAAACAAUUCAGGACGAGAGGUGUACAGAAACAUUCCCCUUAGUCACUGGUCUAUACGAUCUAUGCAGCUUCAAGGAUAUUGGUGAAUAUGACCUAUCCUCUCUCAAAAUAUGUGUAGUCGGAGGAUCAAACAUCCCUCCUAAACUUGCCGAAGACUAUGAAAACAAAUUUCGUUCCAAAAUUUUGAUUCUUUACGGUUCAACUGAAAUGAUGUUUCCAGCAGGUAGUUUUUUGGAUUCAAUGAAUAAGCGGCGUUCUGGAAUCCGAAUGCUGCCAAAUGCAGAGAUACAAUUGGUUGAUGACAAAGGAAAGUGUGUGCCAGUUGGAAGUGUUGGUGAAGUGUGGAGCCGUUCCAGUUGUAAUUUUCAAAGAUAUUUAAAAAAUGAAGAACAACCAAAUGCAGUAAAAUCACAUGGAUGGUUUAAAACUGGUGACCUUGGCGUUUUUGAUGCGACUGGUGCUCUUGCAAUAGUAGGUAGAAAAAAGGAUGUGAUAACAAGGAGUGGGACAAAGAUUUUUCCCCCCGACAUCGAGAAUGUUCUCUCACUACAUCCAUCUAUAGACCAAGUUCAGGUGAUUGGGGUACCAGAUGAUCACCUAGGAGAGGACAUUUGUAUAUGUGUAAGGACAAAGAAGAAUGCAAGCAUUGACAAAGAUCAGAUUGUCACGUAUCUAACUGGAAAGGUGAGAGUUGAAGAAAACAUUCCUGGUUAUGUUUUGCUUUUUGAGUGUUUCCCAAAAAACGAUAUUGGAAAAAUUGACCGUGCGAGUCUCAAAAAACAAGCUUUACAACAACUUAAACAUUGUAUUCGAUUGUGAAGCAAAUCUGCAAACAUCACAGUAGACUAUAUUCUCGUGAUGGAGAAUGUAAUGAUUGUGAUAAGCUUGUAGAUCGAAUGUUGGCUGACCAAAUAAUAAAAACUACGUUUCUGUUCCUGUCAUUUAAUAGCAUUUUCAGUCUAGACUGGCUCAGUGUUAACCUGCAUAUUCAAGAUUUCAUUAUUGCCAAUAAUAAUAAUAAUAAUAAUAAUAAUAAUAAUAAUAAUAAUAAUAAUAAUAUAGAUGGAUUUAUAAAUAGAAUUUCUGGCAAGAAUAUUUUUUAAAAUAUUCAAAAUGUUAUACCCCUGUUAAUUCAUAGGGCCUAUAGUAAAAUAAUUAUUUUCAUUGUAUUAUUCAGUUUUAACUUAUGUAUCCAAAAAUAGAAGGCUGUAUUACUUAAAGAUUUCCAUGUAAUUAACAAUGACUUUGGCAGCAGAACAUGCUGUAAAGACUGAAAAUAAAGGUCUGUCGUGUAAAUAAAAAACUAUUAAAUUU
This is a messenger RNA of Anneissia japonica, 2281 nucleotides long. Its product is annotated as medium-chain acyl-CoA ligase ACSF2, mitochondrial-like. The transcript is spliced from 18 exons. The record is from RefSeq and is a predicted model, not a curated record. Lineage: Eukaryota; Metazoa; Echinodermata; Crinoidea; Comatulida; Comatulidae. Bases 107 to 1786 code for a protein of 559 amino acids.